Messenger RNA from Spathaspora passalidarum NRRL Y-27907, 2608 nucleotides. Its product is annotated as origin recognition complex subunit 5. Gene Ontology annotation, biological process: DNA replication initiation; DNA replication. NCBI's taxonomy places the organism in Eukaryota, Fungi, Ascomycota, Pichiomycetes, Serinales, Debaryomycetaceae. Gene Ontology annotation, molecular function: DNA replication origin binding. The record is from RefSeq and is a predicted model, not a curated record. The transcript has a single exon. The coding region runs from base 29 to 1501 and encodes 490 amino acids. Gene Ontology annotation, cellular component: nuclear origin of replication recognition complex; nucleus.
CGUCAACAAUCAAAAUCAUCAACGAAUCAUGAGUUUAAAGGCAGAGGAGUCAGUGGACUUGAAAGCUCAAGUGAAAGAACGUGGUUAUGAAAUUGAUCUCUUGAAUGCAUUCAUAAAUCGAGACCCCACCCUUCUGUCAGACGCGGUAAUUGUCCAUGGCUACAAGUCCGUUGGGAAGACCCUCACGGUGACAAGUUUCUUGGAUGCGUUAAACGUGAAAUAUUCCCGCAUAAACUGUGACGAAUGUGUGUCCAAGAAGAUUCUAUUGCAACGUUGUUUUAACAGGAUCAGGAAAGACUCGGGUGUUCAGUUUGCCGAAGGUUUUUCUAAAGCUGACUACUUGAGGUAUGGAAGACUUGGUGAGAAUUUCAGUACUUUUAUAUCGGCAUUGGAACAGUUCAUAAGAGAGACUGAGUAUAGUGAACACCAUGUUCUUAUUCUUGAUCGUUUCGACCAAUGUAUGGAGGCAACUGACGAGUUAUUUGCUUCAUUUUUGAAAUUGAGAGAACAGUCAAUGAUUCCAAACAUAACUAUAGUGGUUAUUAUCAGUGGUGAUGACCCUAGAGAAGUAGCAACGUUGGCUACGCCACAUAUUUAUUUCCGUGCAUACACUGAGGAUCAAGUGAUUCGAAUUUUACAGGAAACUCCGUUGUGCAAGUUCAACAUGGAGGAUCUUGAUGGCACUACUGCAGGCUACGAAUUUUGGUGUCAAUAUGUCAAGGUGAUUGUUGAUUUGUUCUUUCAAUACUGCGGAUCGGACAUGACUAUACUCAAAGAUAUUAGUAUGAGAUUAUGGGAUAGAUUUAUUGAACCAGUCAAGAGCGGUGAAUUAAAAGUGACGGAGUUUGUCAAAGUCUAUAAGCAGAAUGUUGACCUUUUCACUAGUGAUAACAUAAUAAGUAAUUCAGCAGUUAGGGACUUCAAGACUUUGGAAGAAGAGAAACAAAUUGAGAAUGGUAAUGUUGAAGAUUUGCCCUUGCACUCCAAAUUCUUUUUACUUGCAUCGUAUUUAGCUUCAUACAUUGAGCAACGGAAUGAUUUACAAAAGUUUUCCAAAGUAAAGGGGGUCAAAUACAAGAAAAGGGCAAGUACUACUGUAUCCAAAAGAGGGCAUCUUUUGAAAGAAGAUAUCGACACGCGUUUGUUAUCGCCCAAUUUUGUUGACCUUGAAAGAAUAUUGGCUAUAUUAUCUGUAAUUUACCGAAACUAUGCACCAAGCUUGAACAGAUCAGAUAAAGAUGAGUUAUUGUACAUCGAUGAUGAAAUUAUCGUGAAUGAGGAAAAGAAGGAGAUUGAAAAGGCGAAAUUCACACUAACCAGCAACAUCGAUUUGAACAAUCAGAUUGCCACUUUGUUUUCAUUAGGAUUAUUAAGUAAAUCAGCAUCGUCGGAUAUUUUGGGAGCUAGAUUGAGAUGGAAAUGUAACAUUAACUGGCCUACGGCAGAAGGACUCGCAAAGCUAUUGAAUUUCCCAAUAGCUGAGUUCUUGAAUGAUAAUUAAUUUUGUAUAAAUACAUAAUAAUACAGUUUAUUCGUUAAAUUCUAUCAAAGAAAUGUGCUGGAAAUCCAGCUGUCCAACUUUUCGUACUUCUACUCGAUUUUCAAAGUAUGAGUCUUUCCAAUGUUUCAUCUCGUAAGUUGAAUAUGGGCCAUUAACAUUUGCAUCGUCCUCCCAUCGAAAUUCCCAUAUUUUCUCUCCAUAAUCUUCAGUUUCUUCGUCACUUUCAUGAAAUCGUUUAGUGCCUCGUUUGUAGUCUUCUCCUGUUUCAUUUCUGUACUUUCUCAUCAACUCUUCUCUGGUUAAGUCAUAAGUAUCAGCCAAGUACUUGUCAUUUAUAAGAAUGUCGCAUAGAUCAGUAACCUGGAUGAUUUUCUGUUGAUUUUCCUGAGGAAUUGUCUUGUUUUUCUUUUUCACGUUCAAUCUGGCAAGAGCUUCCAAGGGGGUUUCAGCUGGCUCUAGCAAUUCAAUAAGGCUUGCUAGCAAUGAUUCAAUAGGUUCCAUAUUGAUGUUCUUGUUCAUUAAUUUCUCUGCCUCUCGUUUUUCCCGUUGUUCUUGAGCCAAUUGGGCAUUCUUUAUAUCUGAUUUUUUAAAAUCGUUAAGCCAUAAGUCAUCGCCAGUGAUUGCUUCUUCUUUAUUAGCUACAUAAUUUCCUUCUUUAUCGAAAUGACCUUCAUUUGAUUCCUCGUCAAGAUUGAAUGCUUCUAUUUUGGGAGCAGAUUGAGUUUCGCUGUCUUGUUCAUCAUCAUCAUCUUCUUCUUCUUCUUCUUCGUCAGUGAGUCCUAGUGCGUAGACUCGGUUGGCAGAAUCUUGAAAUUGAACUUGUUUAACUGCUGAUUCAUCAUCACUGGCAAACAUGUCAUCCUCCUCAUCAUGCUCGCCAUUCGCCACGUCUUCCUCUCCACUUGCAAACAUGUCAUCCUCUUGCACUUGCUUGCUUUGCUGGUUGUCCUCUAGUUCUUCCUCCACAUUGUCUUCCUCUGACGAAUCGGAAUCGUAAUUCAAGCGAACAUCGUUCCUAUGCUUCUCCUUAUACUUUCGACUAUUCCCUAGUAUGACUUCUUGUUCUUCAAGCUCGUCAUUGCUUUCAGUGCCAUUCAUAUCUGAAUU